Messenger RNA from Episyrphus balteatus (marmalade hoverfly), 801 nucleotides. RefSeq lists its product as uncharacterized. Bases 139 to 801 code for a protein of 220 amino acids. Gene Ontology annotation, molecular function: zinc ion binding. The record is from RefSeq and is a predicted model, not a curated record. The transcript is spliced from 2 exons. Lineage: Eukaryota; Metazoa; Arthropoda; Insecta; Diptera; Syrphidae. Gene Ontology annotation, cellular component: nucleus.
ACCGAAUUUGUACCCCCUACGAUCGACGGAAACGUCCGUUUAGCUUAUUUCGUCAUCGUUAUUGUAAACAUUUUAAAAAUAAAACCGUGUGUUUUUGUUUUAUUAAAUAUUAAAUUUAAGAUAUUUUUUGUAUCAAUAAUGGACACUAAUUGCAUUCCAACUUGUAGAGUUUGCAUGCAAAAAUCACCCGAAUUUGUUGAUUUUGAUAUGCCUCUUCAAAUUGAAAAUGAAGAAGACACUAGUAUUACAUAUUUGGAUUUUUUCUUUGAGUGCACACGCAUCGAAGUGGAACCCCUUGAAGAUGCAGGAGAAUCAUCAUACUGCUUUUGUUUACCAUGUGGCGAUGAACUUUGUUCGUUUUAUAAAUUCGUUAAAAUUGCACAAAUGACCGAUGGUCUUUUAAAAGCAGAAUAUAGAAAAAAUUCUAGGAAAAAUAAAAAUUCAACAUCACACAAGAUCAAUGAAUUGGAGGAGCUAGACAAAAACGUGUGUAGUGUAUUCGAGGAAAUAUUAUUGUGCCCCGAAAACAGCACAGAAAAGACUGAUCAAUGCAGAGAUGAAGAUGCAGAUAAAUGUCCGUUAGAAGAUGGAAACGAUCAGAAAACCGUUGAAAAUAUACGUUUGAUAAGUUUAACGGUGGAACCUUAUUUGGGAAAUAAAUUGAAAGCAAACAAUUGUUUGAGUGCAGAGUUCUCGAAAAGUUUGAAGCCCAAUGCGAAUGAAUUGAAAACAAAUGAAGACAAUUGCAAGAAGAGUACAACAAAGAAAUUAAUUAAGAAAAAGUCCAGAACAGGUACAUAA